This is a messenger RNA of Rhodamnia argentea, 639 nucleotides long. RefSeq names its product RNA-binding protein involved in heterochromatin assembly dri1. Gene Ontology annotation, molecular function: mRNA binding. The record is from RefSeq and is a predicted model, not a curated record. Gene Ontology annotation, cellular component: cytoplasm. The transcript has 4 exons. The coding region runs from base 75 to 482 and encodes 135 amino acids. NCBI's taxonomy places the organism in Eukaryota, Viridiplantae, Streptophyta, Magnoliopsida, Myrtales, Myrtaceae.
CACAAAAGGCAGUAUUUUGCUAUCCUUUGUUGGUUUCUUGCUCCAACACUCUGCAAUUUCCAUCAAGACAGAGAAUGAGCUGGUCCGGAGGAGACUGGAUGUGCAGCGCUUGCCAGCACCAAAACUUCAAGAAGCGGGAGGCAUGCCAGCGAUGCGGGUAUCCCAAGUUCGGAGGCCCCGACGUCUCAACAUACCUCAUGUACAACCGACCAGAAGCCUUGGCCGGAGAUUGGUAUUGCAAUGCAAUGAACUGUGGAGCUCACAACUAUGCGAGCCGAUCGAAUUGUUACAGGUGCAGUGCGCUCAAGAAUGAUUACGUCGGCAGUUGUGGCGGAGGAUAUGCACCAGAGACAGGCGUUCCUCCGGGAUGGAAAGCCGGCGACUGGAUUUGCAAUAGAUAUGGAUGUGGAGUGCACAACUAUGCCAGCAGGACAGAAUGCUACAAAUGCAAGACACCAAGGGACUAUGGUGCUGCAAUGUAAGGGGAAGAAAAGCUUCAACAACCCCCUUUUGAUUUCUCCACAGAAUGCCACAUUUUUGCUUUAAUUUUCCCAGGAAAGGGAACAAAUAAAUGUAUCUUUUGUAUUAGUCGUCAUUUAAUGUCCCUUUUGGCACAAAUCAAUGCAGUCUACUCCCCCC